Messenger RNA from Siniperca chuatsi (mandarin fish), 2169 nucleotides. RefSeq names its product alanine aminotransferase 2-like. The transcript is spliced from 12 exons. Gene Ontology annotation, molecular function: L-alanine:2-oxoglutarate transaminase activity; pyridoxal phosphate binding. Lineage: Eukaryota; Metazoa; Chordata; Actinopteri; Centrarchiformes; Sinipercidae. Bases 188 to 1663 code for a protein of 491 amino acids. Gene Ontology annotation, biological process: biosynthetic process. The record is from RefSeq and is a predicted model, not a curated record.
CAUGAGUAGGAGCGAGCGAAGGCGUGGCGGUCGGCUGGGAAUAUGAACGGCAAGAGGCUCGACUGUCAGUUGGAGCUCAGAGCUGCUGGAGGGAAAGUGACUCCGACCCCGCUACUCUGCCGAACAACUGAUAUCAGUCCAGUGUGUGACAUCGGCGGAAAACGGCGUGCGCGUGACAUAAAUAGACAUGUCCCAGCAGGCAGUGAACGGGGGUCUGUGCCGGGGCAAGGUGCUGACUUUGGACAACAUGAACCCCAAUGUGAGGCGGGUCGAAUACGCGGUCCGUGGUCCUAUAGUCCAGCGGGCGAUGCAGAUAGAGAAGGAGCUGAAAGAGGGAGUCAAGAAACCCUUCACAGAGGUCAUCAAGGCUAACAUAGGCGACGCCCACGCUAUGGGUCAGAAACCAAUCACAUUUCUCAGACAGGUCUUGGCUCUGUGUUCUUACCCUGAACUCCUGGAAGACAACAAGUUUCCAGAGGAUGCAAAGAAAAGAGCACGGCGUAUUCUCGAGGCCUGCGGAGGCCACAGUAUAGGGGCCUACAGUGCGAGCCAGGGCAUUGAGUGCAUUCGUCAGGAUGUGUCGCGCUACAUAGAGAAGAGAGAUGGUGGAAUCCCGUCUAACCCUGACAACAUCUACCUCUCCACUGGGGCCAGCGAUGCUAUUGUGACCAUGCUGAAGUUGCUGGUGUGUGGCGAGGGUCGCAACCGUACAGGAGUGAUGAUCUCCAUCCCUCAGUACCCUCUGUACUCGGCCGCCCUGGCAGACCUGGGUGCCGUGCAGAUCAGUUACUACCUGGACGAGGACAAGUGUUGGAGUCUGGAUGUUGCAGAGCUCAAGAGAGCCCUCAAUGCAGCCAGGCAGCACUGCAAUCCCCGUGUCCUCUGCAUCAUCAACCCUGGAAACCCCACCGGUCAGGUCCAGAGCAGACAGUGCAUUGAAGAUGUGAUCCGAUUUGCUAAAGAGGAGCAUCUCUUCCUCAUGGCUGAUGAAGUCUACCAGGAUAAUGUGUAUGCAGAGGGCUGUAAGUUUCACUCCUUUAAGAAGGUGUUGUUUGAGAUGGGACCAGAAUACUACAAUGCAGUGGAGAUGGCCUCCUUCCACUCCACUUCCAAAUGCUACAUGGGAGAGUGUGGAUUCCGUGGAGGCUACAUGGAGGUGAUUAACAUGGACCCCGAGGUGAAGGCCCAACUGACUAAACUGGUGUCGGUGCGUCUGUGCCCGCCUGUCCCCGGACAGGCUCUCCUGGGCCUGGUGGUCAACCCCCCGCAGCCUGAGGAGCCCUCCUACACCACGUUUAUGAAGGAGCGGACAGCAGUGCUUUCAGCUUUAGCAGAGAAGGCCAGGCUAACAGAGCAGGUCUUCAACGCGGUACCCGGUAUCACCUGUAACCCUGUGCAGGGAGCCAUGUACACCUUCCCCCGCAUCACUCUGCCUCAGAAGGCCAUCGACAAGGCAAAGGAGGAGGGCCAGGUACCAGACAUGGUCUACUGUAUGAGGCUGCUGGAGGAGGAGGGUAUCUGCCUGGUGCCAGGUAGUGGCUUUGGCCAGAGAGAAGGAACCUUCCACUUCAGGAUGACCAUCUUGCCUCCCACUGACAAGCUGAAGGUCAUGCUGCAGAAGAUUCGCGAGUUCCACCUGCGGUUCACGCAGGAGUUUUCAUAAUGAUCCCCCACAUUUCAAAUGCAUCUCAAGAACCAACUCAUUCAGUGCCAGUAUCUUCAAGUGCCUUUGUGUGAAGGAGGCAGCGAUCUCACAGUCACCUCCUGCAAUACACAUCUCUUGCCUCAAGACUAUUCUCACUAGAUCAGAUUUUUAAGAUUUUCACUGUUUUGCGUCAGUGAACAACCUUGAACAUUUCCUCGUUUAGACAGCUAGUGAAAGGUAGUCCUGCUCAUGUGUAUGUACAGCAUGUGACGAUGUAUUGAUUUAAAUUACAAGAUGCAUUUUGUAAAUGUUCAAAAAGAUGUUUUAGUGCUGAUUGUAUGUUAUCUAAGAUAUUUCAGAAGCUGCUACAGGGGCAUCUCUCUCCUGCAAACACCUAUACAGCCAAAUUAGUCUGAAGUAUCAAUUUAAUAAUAGUAGUGAUUAACCCGAUUAACCGUAGAGCCAUUAGUAUUACUCAUGUUUAAACUGUUCUUAAAUGUGAUUAAAAACACUUGUUUUCUGAA